Molecule: messenger RNA, 363 nt
Organism: Prunus armeniaca (apricot)
Lineage: Eukaryota; Viridiplantae; Streptophyta; Magnoliopsida; Rosales; Rosaceae
Source: the annotation of a GenBank genome assembly
AUGUUUGGAUAUGGUCACCAAAUUUCAGCCAAGUCAAAUGGUCACCAAAUUCCAGCCAAGUCAAAUGGUCACCAAAUUUCAGCCAAGUCAAGUGGUCUCAAUUCCAACCAACUCGAGUGGUCCAAAUUCCAGCUAAGUCAAGUGGGACUCAACUCCACAAGGUCUAGCCAACCAAUUGAUCCAGAAAGUUUAGUUUCUCUCACCACUCACUUGCAUGAUCUAGAAAUAGCAGGUCAAGAAGUUGAUGCUCUUCUUCCCAUAUCUUCAAAGCUCAAGUUUUUCACUUGGGGUAUAGCUAUUGAAAUGGACUCGUUGAAUUCCAAAGUCAACCAACAUCGGUGGAUUGUUUCCAACCAAGACUAA